UUUUCAUUUAAUUCGUUCCAAAAUAAUACCCAAUUUUCAUUCAUAUAGUACACCACAGUCUUUGAACGGGCACUCGUGCAUUCAAAAACAGUUAAAGCACAGCAACCUAAGCGAGCUUCCUCUUUGUUUUAUCUUUUCUUCUCUCUCUGCAUCCCUAGCCUCCCCAUUCCAAAAAAACCACCUCUAAUCCCCCUAUUAAAUCAUGGAUCUCGAUACAGCGCGCAGCAAGAUCGCCGAAGUGGACCGCAAGCUUGUAGACAUGCUCAACGAGCGCGCACGCCUCUCACUAAACGUCGGCUCAGCCAAGCGACAGUGGCUCAAGGAGCAAGGCGCCGAGGGUGAGCCUGAAGUCUAUGUGCCUGGCCAAGAAAAGCGAGUAUUCGAAAAGGUCCGCGGGCUCAACCAUGGCCCACUCUCCGGAGACUCCGUGUGCGCGAUCUACCGCGAAAUAAUGUCCGCCUCGAUCUCCCUACAAUCCGACGUCUCCGUCGGAUACCUUGGCCCGCCAGGGACCUUUUCGCACCAGGCGGCUAUGAACCGCUUCGGGGAUAGUCUCGGGUACGUUCCGUUUGCGAAGAUUGAAGACGUUGUGGUUGCUGUGGCAAAGGAGGAGAUCACCUAUGGGCUGGUCCCUAUUGAGAAUUCGACCUUUGGCGCUGUCGUGCAGACCUUGGAUAGCUUUAUUGAUCAGCCCUCAGUGCGGAUUCGCGCAGAGGUGUAUCUCCCUGUGACACAGUCGCUCCUGUCCAGGUAUCAAUUGUCGGCGAUCCGCAAAGUGUACUCGCACCCGCAGGCCUUUGGCCAGAGCCGCAAGUGGUUGGACCAGCAUUUGCCGAAUGCCGCGCGUGUCGACGUGUCCUCUACCGCAAAGGCCGCUGAACUGGCAGCGGCCGAAAACUACACCGCGUCGAUCUCCAGCGAGGUCUGCGCCGAGAUGUACCGCCUGGAUGUGGUGGCCAAGGAUAUCACGUCGACAAAGGACAAUACAACGAGAUUCCUUGUCCUCGGACAGUCCUCGGACGGACCCACGGGCGAUGACAAAUCACUGGUGAUGUUCACUGUUGAUCAUAGAGAGCCUGGAGCUCUAUGCAGUGCGCUGAAUGUCUUUGCAAAGCAUAAGAUUAACCAGACGGCGAUUAACUCGCGCCCGUCGAGGCAGCGCCAAUGGCAUUAUAUGUUCUUUGUCGAGAUUAUCGGCCACGAGAUGGACGAAAAUGUUGCCAGCGCGCUCGACGAGAUCAAGGCGUACUGCUUGGACUUGGUCGUGCUGGGUUCUUACCCGCGCCAAUCGUACUAAACACACGUAAUUUAACAACAAAAUAAAAGCACCUUACUCAACAAUGACAAUAUAUAAUUAUUUUAUAAGCAAACUAG
This is a messenger RNA of Kickxella alabastrina, 1374 nucleotides long. Its product is annotated as Prephenate dehydratase-domain-containing protein. Gene Ontology annotation, biological process: chorismate metabolic process; L-phenylalanine biosynthetic process. The record is from RefSeq and is a predicted model, not a curated record. The transcript has a single exon. Gene Ontology annotation, molecular function: chorismate mutase activity; prephenate dehydratase activity. Gene Ontology annotation, cellular component: cytoplasm. The coding region runs from base 203 to 1297 and encodes 364 amino acids. Lineage: Eukaryota; Fungi; Kickxellomycota; Kickxellomycetes; Kickxellales; Kickxellaceae.